GCUUUUGAUUGGGUCCAGGAAGUCGUGAGAAUGCCCUCUUUCUGCGUGAUUCCCAGUUGUGUGGACAAGUACUCGCACAGUGCGGAUAUCUCAUUCCACAAAUUUCCACAUAAGGAUGGAGUUUUGUUACAAAAGUGGACGGAAUUCGUUGUCCAGGAGCGCGGAAGUGAUUGGAAACCUUCACGUUGGAGCUCAAUAUGUAGUCGUCAUUUUGCACUCGAGGACUUCCGGCAGCACUGCGGCCGGAGAUGUCUUAAGAGUCGAGCAAUACCUUGUCAGCUCAUGCCCAGAGAGGAGAAGGAUGAAUCCGAAGAGAAGGACAGCGAGAGGGAGUUUUGCCACCUCUGUGGAGGUGAAUUGGUGCAAAGGAGCUGCCUGAAGAGUGAGAAGAGCGUCUCUGAGUGGAUUCAGAAGUGCUUCCCAACGAUUUCCUUUGAUUCCUUAGAGAUUUCCCCGUGCGAAGAUUGUUUCUCACGCCUGAGAUCUUUUGCCGCUUUUGUGGAUGUCGUAACAAGGUGCCAAACGGAGAAGUUGAGGAUCCCAGAAGAUAAGAUGGCCCAGGAAAAGCAAGGAAAACCAGUGAAGAUCAAGCAAGAAGUGACCGUGAAGGAGGAAAUCAAUGCACAGCCGAUUAUUGCUAUUCGGGAAGUACCUUUUGAACUUCCCCCGGAAUACAGUCCUUCGCAAUCAAGUGAGAAAAUAUCCUGCGAACACUACAUUGACGAGAUUCUGAACUACAAUCCGUCAGACGAGGUGGAAAACUGCGAAAUUAUGGAAAUUAGUGAUCUCGAGAAGGUCUUUAUUGAUAUCGCCGAAGAGACUUCUGAUACAGAGCUGAAAAUCCCGCCUAAGAAUCGCAUAGAAAUCAUAAGUUCGAUUUCCGUGAAGACAGAAUUGAAGCCUGAGAGCUGGAUGACGGAUUUCUCUGCCAUUUCCCUGCCAUCAGAUCACACUUACGCCAAAUCUCCGUUGCAAAUCUGCAAAAUGGAGAAACUGGAAGUCAAUCCGGGGGAGAAGCUGCCAAAUUCCACUCCUAGAAUCAACAUCAUAAAUAAUCUCUUGCUUAGAGACUGCAAGGUCUCCACGUGUUCGGCGUGCGGGAAGAUUUAUCAGAAUAUGCGAGAGUUCCUGGUGCAUAAGAUGAAGUGCCAGAAGAGAAGUGGCUUGAGGAAUCCGAGGAGAGUGAAGUGUCGCGAUUGUGGCCAAGAUUUCCCCACUAAACUCACUCACAAUCAUCACCAGCGAUUUCUCUGCGAGCGCAGAAAAGGCGUAUCCUUUCCCUGUUCAAAGUGCUCGCUUGAGUUCCCAAAACUUUUGGAAAUGCGUAAGCACGCGAUUCUGUUCCAUCCUGGGCGGUAUGACAGACGGAAAUCCCAGAGAUUGCACAGGAGACGCGAAGAUGGGAGAUAUUCCUGUGAGUUCUGCGGCAGAACAUACACAAGAGCCAGCAAUCUCCUGCGCCAUGAGCGCCUCCAUCGUUCGCGGGAGGAAUGGGAUCUCAAGUGCCGCCAAUGCGGUCAUCUCUUCGAUAAGCCACACGAUCUCAAUCGCCACAUGAAGACCUCUCCAGCUUGCCAGAACUUUCGCAACUGCGCCAGCACAGAGACUCUGUUCAGAUUCAUGUGCUCAGUUUGCGGACGGCAAUUCUCCUCGCCCAAUGGUCUGAAGCAUCACGAGUCCUCACAUCAGAUGCGCACCCUGAAGCCCUGUAUCUGUGAAACGUGUGGGAAGAGCUUCCCGAGGGCCAGUCUCCUGUGGCAGCAUAAAAUCUCCCACACUGAUGCCCAGAAUUACCACUGCAAACUCUGCCCGAAGGUCUUCAAGCGGUCCAAUGGGCUUCAACAGCACAUCCGAGGGUAUCAUCUGAAGCUGAAGCCUCACCGGUGCGGCGUAUGCCAUCGAGGAUACGCCCUGAAGGCGGACAUGAAGAGAUGCAGGCACUCCUGGCUCAAGGCUGAGUGAAAGCAUAUGUGGCAAACGAUGCCAUCGCCAGUGCGGAGAGUGUGAGGAUAGCGCCGUCGCUGAGGAGCCAGAAGGGAGCCAUCUGGACCAAGAGCAAGACCACCUUCGACUGGUGGGAUGUGGAGAUCGUC
Messenger RNA from Phlebotomus argentipes, 2093 nucleotides. It is a transcript of the gene ergic53, whose product is annotated as protein ERGIC-53. The coding region runs from base 31 to 1962 and encodes 643 amino acids. The record is from RefSeq and is a predicted model, not a curated record. Gene Ontology annotation, molecular function: D-mannose binding. The transcript has 3 exons. Gene Ontology annotation, biological process: endoplasmic reticulum organization; endoplasmic reticulum to Golgi vesicle-mediated transport; Golgi organization. Lineage: Eukaryota; Metazoa; Arthropoda; Insecta; Diptera; Psychodidae. Gene Ontology annotation, cellular component: endoplasmic reticulum membrane; Golgi membrane; COPII-coated ER to Golgi transport vesicle.